CCAAUCAGGAAGCACAGCGCAUGGGCUUCUGGGAAAAGAGGGCAGGGCUAGAGAAGUGGGUGCUGCAGGAUGGGGGGGAGUUUGAAAUGAAUGAUGUGUUCAGGCGGUUGGUGAAGCAGGCGGAAGAGAAGAUACCGGCAUUCUGCUGAACGAAGGCACGGAGGAAAGAAGAAGAAGCAGAAGAUAUCAGAUUUAGAAUAAAAAAAGGAAAGAAAUUGAGAAAAAAUCUCCGAUUGAAAAGCCAAGGAUUGGGCAAUGCAGUUGAUUGUGUGUGAACCCUCAGCCAUGUCCACGGCAGGAGUAGUGAUGGAUCCUGCAGGAGACGCGAACAUCCUGCAGUCCUGCGCUACUGAGGACAGCGUCGCUUCUCUGGAGGACUUCACUGCGGAGUCCACAGCCAAUGAAUCAUCAGAGGAGGAAUCUCCCUUUGAGCAAGAAGAGGAGAGAAACAUCAUCACCACACACACAGAGCCUGCUCCUAUCUCCAUGACACCAGGCUCAUCUCUGUGGACGUGGCAGAGGGACAGCGAGGUGAAGCUAAGGAUGGGCGAGUCUGGACCGGCAGCUGAAGCUCCUCUGACCGUCAACCAGCUGUUCACUCGUGCAGUGGACCAAUACGGAGAGCGAACGGCGCUCAGCUGGAAAGAAGGCGAGCAAUGGAGGAAACUCAGCUACAAAGAUUAUUACAGAGACUGUCGUACCGCCGCCAAGAGCUUCCUCAAGCUCGGAUUGCAGCGUUACCAUGGAGUCGGCAUCCUGGGCUUCAACUCUGCCGAAUGGUUCAUAGACAUUGCAGCCAUUUUGGCUGGAGGUUUCGCGGUGGGCAUCUACACCACCAACUCCCCGGAAGCGUGCCAAUAUGUGGCUGAGAACUGCCAGGCCAACAUCCUGGUGGUGGAGAACCACAAACAGUUGCAGAAGAUCCUACAGAUUCAAGACAAGCUUCCUCACCUGAAGGCCAUCAUCCAGUACAAAGAUGCCCUGAAAGAGAAGAAACCCAAUCUUUACACGUGGGAGGAGUUUAUGGAACUGGGUCGCAACGAGCCGGACGCUCCGCUCGAUGACAUCAUCGCGUCCCAGAAACCAAAUCAGUGCUGCACCCUGAUCUACACAUCAGGAACCACCGGGCAGCCGAAGGGGGUCAUGCUGAGCCAUGAUAACUUGACUUGGACGGCGUUUUCGACGGCGUUUACCAUCCGCCUGUCAGAAACGUCCCAGGAGGUGGUGGUGAGCUACCUGCCCCUCAGCCACAUCGCUGCCCAGAUGGUCGACAUCUGGAUCACUAUGAGGGUUGGAGGAGCCACGUACUUUGCCCAGCCUGAUGCACUUAAGGGUUCGUUGGUGAACACCCUGCGUGAGGUGCGACCCACGGCGUUCCUGGGAGUUCCCCGGGUCUGGGAGAAGAUGCAGGAGAAGAUGAAGGCAGUCGGAGCCAAAUCGUCCACAGUGCGGCGUAAAGUGGCAUCCUGGGCCAAAGAUGUGGGUUUGCAGACCAACCUGAGCAAGAUGGAGCAGAACGGUGCGAUGACCCGCACGCCGCUGAACUAUCGCCUGGCCAAACGCUUAGUGUUCAGGAAAGUGAGGAAGGCGCUGGGUUUGGACCGCUGCGUCCGCUGCUAUACCGGUGCUGCACCAAUUACCAAGGAAACGCUGGAGUUCUUCUUCAGCCUGGACAUCCCUCUGCUUGAGCUGUACGGCAUGAGCGAGAGCAGCGGACCCCACAGCAUGUCGAUGCCCGAUGCCCUCAGACUCACAAGCUGUGGAAAAGUGAUCGCAGGUUGCCAGACGAAGAUCUUUAACCCCGACUCGGAAGAAAACGGCGAGAUCUGUUUCUGGGGACGUCACGUUUUCAUGGGCUACCUGAACAUGCCUGACAAGACCGAGGAGGCGCUGGAUGCAGACGGCUGGCUGCAUUCUGGAGACCUGGGCAAACAUGACAAGGACAACUUCCUGUACAUUACAGGACGCAUCAAAGAACUGAUCAUCACUGCCGGAGGAGAGAACAUUCCCCCGGUGCCCACCGAGGACGCGGUGAAGGAGGCUGUGCCCAUCAUUAGCAACGCCAUGCUAAUCGGAGACAAGCGCAAAUUCCUCUCUAUGCUGCUCACCCUCAAGUGCCAGUUAAACAGUGAGACGGGUGUCCCGGAGGACGAACUCACCCCAGAGGCUGUGGAAUGGUGCAGGAAGUUGGGCAGCUCGUCCACUCGGGUGUCUGAGAUCUGCGGGGGACGCGACCGCAUCGUCCACUCCGCCAUCCAGGACGGCAUCAACCGAGUGAACGAGAGCGCCACGUCCAACGCUCAGCGCAUCCAGAAGUUCACCGUGCUCCAGCAGGACUUCUCCAUCCCCGGAGGAGAGCUCGGCCCCACAAUGAAGUUGAAGAGGCCGGUGGUGCAGAAAAUGUACAAAGACCAAAUCGAGAACUUCUACAAAGAGGCCGUGACUCCGAGCAACCCAGAGACCCCUCUGCCUACUAAAUAAGAUCCGUACCAAAGGGCGACCACACACACACACACGCACGCGCACACACACACACACACACACACACACACACACACACUUAGCCUUCUGUCUGUAUGUGUCGCUGUUCAUGUAAAUGACUUUGUGUGUGUGUGUGUGUGUGUGUAAGAGACGAAGCGUAACUUUCCCCACGUGAUGUUUUCCUGCUGAUUCUCUUCUCUGUUUGUUUUUAAGUUUUCUAUUCAGCUUUUCUUCUUGUUUGUUUACAUUUGCAAGCUAAAGAACCCCGCGCGAGCCGCUUCGUGAAAUCCUCCUCGAGCAUAGCGUCAGUUAUUUAUUUAUUUCCGAGGUGUGAUGAAGACGUUGUUGUAGAUGUAGUGCCGAUUCCUCGAGCUGCACGCCUUCGAGCGAUGGAUUUAUUUAUUCACUUAUUUAUAGUUUCUGUUUUCACCAAAGUCUGAAACUAGAAGGAAAAAAAACGAGUGUGUUUGUAGCUGGAGUGUAUUUCAGUCUCGUCCUGCUCUCAUUGCUCCAUAGUGUGCCAUUCUGCAUUGGGUUUGUCUCUGGCUCUCUCUGUGGAUCGAUGGAGUCACCAUCAUUCUCUGAGAACAUUCCAGAUGUCUAGAAAUAAAGGAAAAAGAAUUCUCACACGUGA
Molecule: messenger RNA, 3115 nt
Organism: Silurus meridionalis
Lineage: Eukaryota; Metazoa; Chordata; Actinopteri; Siluriformes; Siluridae
Gene: acsbg2
Product: acyl-CoA synthetase bubblegum family member 2
Cellular component (GO): membrane; endoplasmic reticulum
Molecular function (GO): long-chain fatty acid-CoA ligase activity
Source: RefSeq, a predicted model, not a curated record